AUAUAUAAGCGUGUCACCGAAUAAUGAGACAGGAAUGAUGACGAUGACAUAGGCGUGAUAUAGCGAAUGACUCACACUGGGCUGCAGUGGCCGACAGUUGAAUUAGACCACCAUCAUUGAUCACUGUUCUUUUGUCUUGCACCUUUACAGGAUGUCGACAUCUUCCACCUCGGAUAUUUUUGCUCGCACAAGCGAGCAUGCUCUCAGCUAUAGUCCCUCUGAUAUCUCAAGGUCCCUUUUCGAAACAAACUCGAGAACCGACGCAUCGGGGUUCUCCGAGUCUUUGCACCGUGCUGGCGGCCCGUAUCUCUACUCAACCCAAUAACCCCGACACCCACUUUUCAACGAUGAAGGCGGCAGCUGCGUCGAAGGCAGGCACGAUACACACAAGCACUUAUGUAAAGAAUUCAGCUCGGAACCAUCCAUGCUGGGUGCACAGUGUUUUGGUCAUGACAUAUGGGGAGAGAAUAAUGCAUUCUUGUACAGGUGGGACAAGCCCGUUUACGUGUUCAUUCUUCCUAAACGGUCAAAUUGAAAAAAUUACUUUUGUGAUUACCGAGAUGUCCGAGAUCGCCAAGCCGACAUAUUUCCACCACAAGAUCCAUACGUUUUUUUUAUCAACCAGAGCUGCGAGGGCCGUGAGGGCUGCCACGGCCACGAGGGCUGCCACCACCGCGAGGACUACCUCGCUCGCAUGGUGCACUGUACUAUGCACUGAAGCAGAAUACAUAACUAAAAAAAAUGAGAGCGGUAGGUGUGUGAAUACCAGUAGAAAGAAGAUUCUCGAAGUGGUGAUCUUGAAGCUAUUCCUAGCGCACCAUAAGACCUGAGGUUCAUCAAAUGGAGUCGAUGUACUACCUAGGUUCUCGCACCUGCCCCCACCA
Aspergillus fijiensis CBS 313.89 is the source of this 884-nucleotide messenger RNA. RefSeq lists its product as uncharacterized. The coding region runs from base 198 to 830 and encodes 210 amino acids. The record is from RefSeq and is a predicted model, not a curated record. The transcript is spliced from 3 exons. Lineage: Eukaryota; Fungi; Ascomycota; Eurotiomycetes; Eurotiales; Aspergillaceae.